AUGGUAGCCCACAUGAAGCAGCAGCACGUUCUUCUGACAGGCGCGAACGGCUUUAUCGCAUCCCACAUUAUGUCUAUCUUGCUGGAGCGUGGAUAUGCCGUCACGGCAACCGUCCGGUCACAGGAGAAAGCAGCCGCCAUUAUCAGAACACACCCAUCGUGGGAGGGCAGAAUCACAUUUGCAAUAGUUACGGACUUUACUGGGAGGAAACCAUUCGAUGAACUCUUCAGGAAUGCAGAAGUACCUUUCGCCUUCGUGAUUCACGCAGCCUCGUCGGUCGCGCUUCAGGCAGACGACAUGCAGAAGAACGUAAUUGAGCCUGCUGUACUGGGAGUCACCGAGAUCCUCAAGAGUGCUCACCGAUAUGGUGGAAUAGACCUGAAGCGGUUCGUCUUUCUGAGUAGUGCCGUCACAGUCUUGAAUUCGUUUGAGGAUAUCGCGCGACCGGGGCAUCCAUACACAGAGGACGACUGGAACCAGGUCACUGCACAGCAGGCGUUGGAGCGUCGUGAUGCAGCAUUAGGAUAUAUAGUCUCUAAGAUCCAGAGCGAAAGGGCAGCAUGGGAGUUUAUGAAAACGAACUCCCCUGCUUUCGACCUCACCGUUAUGAACCCCCAUUCCACCACAGGGCCGAUGAUCCAUCCGAUCUCGGGUACGAGCUCCAUCAAUGCAACGAACUAUCUUGUGAUUGCGAGCCUUAUUGAUGGUGUCCACAAAGACGGCCUUUCGGAUGUGCGCUUUCCGCAUUAUAACUUUGUUGAUGUCCGUGACGUCGCCAGAAGCCAUGUAGAUGCCUUGACGAACCCUGCGGCAGCUGGUCGACAAGUUCUUGUUUCUGAACUCACGACUCCCCAACUAGUACUAAAUAUUAUUCGGAAACAUUUCCCAUCCCUCAGAGAAAGGGUCCCGGAAGGCAAUCCUGCGCAAACUCUGCCAGAUGGAGUCCGUCCAACCCACUGGGACACGCGCAUUAGCCAGGAUAUCUUGGCCAAGGGAGCUGUCGACGGGCAAUGGAGUUAUAUCAGUCUUGAGAAAAGUGUUAUUGAUACGGUGCAGUGCAUGUUUGAUAACAACAUAAUAUAA
Molecule: messenger RNA, 1083 nt
Organism: Aspergillus pseudonomiae
Lineage: Eukaryota; Fungi; Ascomycota; Eurotiomycetes; Eurotiales; Aspergillaceae
Exons: 5
Coding region: 1-1083 (360 amino acids)
Molecular function (GO): oxidoreductase activity, acting on the CH-OH group of donors, NAD or NADP as acceptor
Source: RefSeq, a predicted model, not a curated record